AUGAAAGUUUUUCUCCACGCUCUUACUAUUGAUCAUCCACACCCUAGCCAGUUGGAUCUGAUCUUUCCAUCAUCCAUUAGUGCCAUCUCACUCAAAGCUGAAGGCUAUUUUCCCAGUCGGGUGGUCAACUCCGUCCUGAGUAGCACUUUGCGAACACUAUUCCAGGCUACAAAAGUUCGCGCAGCUAGUUUGAGCAUCAAUUCAAGCUGGCCUGCCACUCAGCCACCUGCAUUAUCCCAUAGCAAUCUUAUCAGCGCCUUUAAAGGUCCCCCCGCUGGUGUUCCCACUUUCCGACCAGCCACUACUGUUGCUGAACGCAAAGUAGAUACCAAGUGCAAUUUAAACAACUCCAGCAACUCUUGCAACUUAAGCAAGUCUAGACAAAGUCCAAACUCUAAGGGUCCCUCAGGUCAAACAGCCACCUUGACGGCUGAUCUCACUAGCCACUCAUUUGUCCGGCCAACAGCCAAGAUGAAUGAAUUUGGCGCAUCACCUCAAUGCCUUACUCCCUCUGAUUCUGGCAUCCAUCGGCAAUGGCAGGGCCGGACCCUUCCGCGGCAAGAAAGUCUAGAGCGUCUGGGUGCACCUGUUGGCGUUCAUGGAUUCCCUCCAGCUUCUGCAUCAGAUGGACUGACCAAGUGCUCCGUAGACAAGCACUGUCGGCAAGAAGAUUCCCUAAAUCGAAAGGUGUUAAAAGAAUCCACGCUUGACGAAGAUACUGAUGAUGUGCCUCCAUUGAUUAGCUUUGAUCCGGGCGAACCGGAUGGGGAUUAG
This is a messenger RNA of Protopolystoma xenopodis, 774 nucleotides long. The record is from the annotation of a GenBank genome assembly. NCBI's taxonomy places the organism in Eukaryota, Metazoa, Platyhelminthes, Monogenea, Polystomatidea, Polystomatidae.